AUGAUCCCCCCCAAGGAGAAAGCCCGCGCCCCCAAGGACAGCAUGACACUCCUGCCCUGCUUCUACUUUGUGGAGCUGCCCAUCGUGGCCUCCUCCGUUGUGACGCUCUAUUUCCUGGAGCUGACGGAUCUCUUCAAGCCGGCCAAGGUGGGCUUCCAGUGCCAUGACCGGGCGCUCUCCAUGCCCUACGUGGAGACCAACGAGGAGCUCAUCCCGCUGCUGAUGCUGCUCAGCCUGGCCUUUGCCGCGCCCGCCGCCUCGAUCAUGGUCGGGGAAGGCAUGGUGUACUGCCUGCAGUCCCGGCUGAAGGGCCGUGCCGGUGCCGAGGGCAGCAUCAACGCCGGUGGCUGCAACUUCAACUCCUUCCUGCGCCGCACCGUCAGGUUUGUGGGUGUCCACGUAUUUGGGCUCUGUGCCACAGCCCUGGUGACAGAUGUCAUCCAGCUGGCUACUGGCUACCAUGCUCCCUUCUUCCUGACUGUCUGCAAGCCCAACUACACACUUUUGGGCACCCCCUGUGAUGCCAACCCCUACAUCACCCAGGACAUCUGCUCAGGCACCGACAAGCAUGCCAUCCUCUCUGCCAGGAAGACCUUCCCAUCCCAGCAUGCGACACUCUCGGCUUUCGCUGCUGUCUAUGUGUCGGUGAGUUCCCAGCACUGCCUGGCACAUGCCAGCUUGGGUCAGCAUGACCGGGCCAUGACUAACAGCCUGUUCCUGCCCCAGAUGUAUUUCAACUCCAUCAUCUCAGACAGCACCAAACUCCUCAAGCCCAUCCUGGUGUUUGCCUUUGCCAUCGCUGCCGGCAUCUGUGGCCUGACCCAGAUCACCCAGUACCGCAGCCACCCCGCCGACGUCUACGUGGGCUUCCUGAUUGGCGCUGGCAUUGCCGCGUACCUGGCUUUCCAUGCUGUUGGCAACUUCCGUGCCCCGACAGAACGGGUCCCGACACAGGCGCCGGCCAAGGACGCGCUGCGGGCGCUGACACAGCGGGGCCACGAUUCUGUCUACCACCAGAACAAGUCGGUGAGCACCGACGAGCUGAACCCACAGGCACGGCUGGAGGAGGUGGCGCGGCCGGUGCCACGGGAGAAGAACUCGUUGGGCAGCCUAAAGCGGGCCAGCGUGGAUGUGGACCUGCUGGCCCCCCGCAGCCCAAUGGGCAAGGAGAACAUGGUGACCUUCAGCAAUACCCUGCCCCGCGUCAACACCCCCUCCAUGGAUGACCCUGCGCGGCGCCACAUGACCAUCCACGUCCCCGUGGACGCCUCCCGCUCUAAGCAGCUCAUCACGGAAUGGAAGCAGAAGUCGCUGGAGGGCCGGAGCAUGACACUGGUGGAGGAGGCAGCGCAGGGCCGGGGUGUGGGGGAGCCCGGCGAGGAGGUGCCUCCCUCCCUGUACCCUACGGUGCAGGCACGCUCGGCUGAGCGGGCGGCCAUGGGGCCCCGUGUGCUCAUCCAGCCCCGGCCAGGCGCCUCGCAGCUGGUGCACAUCCCCGAGGAGAGCCAGGCAGUUGCCGGGGCUGCGGCUGGCAGCGGGGUGGCCGUGCGGGCCAAGUGGGUGAUGGUGGCAGAGAAGGGGGGAGCGCAGCGAGUGGCCAACCCCCCACGCCUGAUGCAGGUCAUCGCCAUGUCCAAGCAGCAGAGCCUUGUCUCUGUCACCCCGAAGCACUCAGAGACGUCCUCGUCCUCCACCAGCUCUGACUCCUCGCAGUACCGCUCGCCCUCUGAGCGGGACAGCUCCAGCAUAAUCACCAUCGAUGCCCAUGCUCCUCACCACCCUGUUGUCCACCUCUCUGCUGGCAAUGGGCCCUGGGAGUGGAAGUCGGGGCCAAAGGGGCCAGACGGGCCAGACAUCUACGAGCUGGGUGAGGUGGGGAAGGAUUUCCACGGCUUCCGCCCAGCCAAGAGCGCUGGUAUCUCCCCUGGCUCCUCUGUCAGUGACAUGGAGCAGGAUGAGCCGCGCUACGGCAGCCUGGCUGCCAUCCCAGGGGCAGCAGGGGGUGGUGGGGAGCGGGUGGAGGUCCCCUCCGAGGGGCUACUGGCCACAGCCAGCCGUGACUCCACGCUGCGGAGGAAGCCGGCCGAGAGGGAUGGGACGGCGGACAGCGAGGUGGACCUGUACUACAAGAAGAUGCAGGCAGGCCGCAGGUUUAAAGACUGA
Messenger RNA from Cinclus cinclus, 2163 nucleotides. RefSeq names its product phospholipid phosphatase related 3 (gene PLPPR3). Gene Ontology annotation, molecular function: phosphatidate phosphatase activity. The record is from RefSeq and is a predicted model, not a curated record. The coding region runs from base 1 to 2163 and encodes 720 amino acids. The transcript has 7 exons. Lineage: Eukaryota; Metazoa; Chordata; Aves; Passeriformes; Cinclidae. Gene Ontology annotation, biological process: phospholipid dephosphorylation; phospholipid metabolic process; signal transduction.